Messenger RNA from Cherax quadricarinatus, 335 nucleotides. Its product is annotated as neuropeptide-like protein 31. Lineage: Eukaryota; Metazoa; Arthropoda; Malacostraca; Decapoda; Parastacidae. The record is from RefSeq and is a predicted model, not a curated record.
CUCCCUGACAAGAGGACUCCUGCACCUGGCGAAGAUGGUUUCCACAGCUGUGAUGAUGAUGGUGUUGGUGUUGGCUGGUGUCCUGGUGGUGGUCCUGGCCAGACCUGAGGCAGCACCUCUGCCUCUCCCUGGAUAUCUUGGCUAUGGUGGAUAUGGAGGAUAUGGUGGAUAUGGUGGCUACGGUGGAUAUGGCGGAUAUGGUGGAUUUGGACGCGGCUAUGGUGGAUUUGGCUUCGGACGCGGAUACGGAUUUGGCUACGGACGCUGAAGUUGAAGCCAGAGCUGCACUGUGGUAUAUAAGGGAGCCUCACAGUCAAUCUUAAAUGGCUUACGAU